This is a messenger RNA of Fusarium vanettenii 77-13-4, 1740 nucleotides long. RefSeq lists its product as uncharacterized. Lineage: Eukaryota; Fungi; Ascomycota; Sordariomycetes; Hypocreales; Nectriaceae. The coding region runs from base 1 to 1740 and encodes 579 amino acids. The record is from RefSeq and is a predicted model, not a curated record. The transcript has 5 exons. Gene Ontology annotation, cellular component: fungal-type vacuole membrane. Gene Ontology annotation, molecular function: basic amino acid transmembrane transporter activity. Gene Ontology annotation, biological process: basic amino acid transport; transmembrane transport.
AUGUCAGACGAAGCUCGAAAAUGCCGCCAUGGUAACGAAACGGCCGAGUUUUGCCAGUCCUGCAAGACAGAAAGGCGAGAGCAGCUCAAGUACAGAUGGAAGAUUAUUCUAGGACUAUUUCUACCGUUUGCUAUUUCGGCCCUCGACGUCACAAUUAUCGCCAGCGCAUUGCCGUGGAUUGCCGACGACUUUGAUCAACUGUCUCAGCUCAACUGGAUCAUCUCAUCCUUCAACUUGACAGCGGCUGCUUUCAUUCCUUUCUGGGGUCAAAUGGCCGACAUUUUCGGCCGACAUGCAUCUAUCCAAGCUUGCAUGAUUAUCGCCAUCGUCGGUGGUGCUCUGUGUACAGGCGCUCCGACCAACGCAUUUCCAAUGCUUCUCUUCGGAAGAGCACUUCAAGGCAUAGGCUGUGCUGGUAUUAACGUAGUCGUUCGGGCUAUUGUGGCCGACAAAGUAUCACUACAAGAGGAUGCAAAGAACUGGUCCAUCUUUUCCAUGGUGGCAGGCAGCUCCUACUCGGUCGGGCCUGUUAUUGGAGGUUACUUGACCAACACCAACUGGCGAUGGUGCUUCGGAAUCACGCUGCCGAUCGGAGUUGCUGGCUGCAUAAUUACAUUCAUCGUUCUACGUAAGGAGCUACUUGGACCUCAACCUAUCCCACAGCUCGAGGAGACGACAGAGACUGGCCGUCGAACGACCUUCAAGCAGCGUCUCAAGACAAUUGACGUUGGAGGUCAAGUAUUGUCUCUUUUCGGAUUCGGUUUACUCAUUCUCGCAUUCACUUGGGCAGGGUCAACAUAUGCCUGGGACAGUCCGGCGAUCAUUGUGCCCCUGGUAUUUGGAGGUCUCAUUAUUGGUGCAUUUGUGCUGUGGCAAUAUUACAUGACUCCAGGUCAAAUACUGGAGAAGAAAUUCCCACAACAACAGGCGAUGAUUCCGUGGGAAGUUCUCAGGAAUCGGGACAUUGGCUUGCUAUUUUAUACCUCGUUUGCUUCUGGUAUGGCCAUGUACUCUGUGCUCUAUUUUUGCACUCUAUACUUCACCAUGGUUAAGCAGUUGCUUCCGAGUGAGGCAGGACGGCAGUUGUUAUUCGUUGUUCCAGGGCUAGGAACUGGCGUCUUCAUUGCCAUCCUCAUGUGCAACUACUCUCCCCGUCAGACCUGGCAUCCAAUCAUGCUCGGAGCUGUCAUCGAAGCUAUCGGCCUUGGUGUACUGGCAUGGGCCUUGUGGAAGGAGCACGAUCCAACUGUCUACGGCAUGAUGGUGCUGACAGGUGUCGGCAUAGGCAUUCGAUUGAUGCCAGUUCCACUCCACGGCAUGGCAUACUUUCCCAAGAGGAUCGCAGCUGUCAUCUCCCUUAUGGAAGUCUCGGAUCCAUUCGGAGGCACACUGGGCCUAACUAUUAUGACAACCGUGUUGAACAACGUGGCUGGCGACCUUCGACAGCGAGCGAAGAAAGGCAUCGUGCUGGCCUUUGUUGCCAUAUUCCCCUUCAUGGUUCUAUGUGUUAUCGCCUCGGCCUUUCUUGGAAACGUCUAUAUCAGUACAGAUGCGUCCGAGGAAGACGAACAGUCAAACGUCAUAUACCAGGGCGUUUUCUUUUGGUCUUGGGUCAGAAGGAAGAAGAUCGACGAGAGUCCACAUCUGGUCACCACGACGAGGCGAGCUACUUGGAGGGGAGAACAGGAAAUGCUUCCGGGGGUAAAUGCUUCACUGGACGCGGUACAGACACGCAAAUAG